AAGUGGUAUUUUGUUAAAUUAAAUCGUGUUGUUUUCAAAAAUAACAACUGAGUUUUUGCUGCGGUAGUUACCGUCAUAACCUUGUUUAUCAUUCUGUAAAGAACGUAAAGGAUUUUCCCAUCAUAAAAACCUACCUUCGCCUCACCGGACAGAGAUGUCGUGGUACUGAACAAUUUCUGAAUUCAUGUACUGGCAGUAUUUACAUGGCACUCCAAGGAUCCGUCUGUUACUCUGGUGACCAACACUGCAGCUGAUGGCAUGGGAGAGUUUAACCCAUUUACAGCCGCUGCUCUGGAUGAGCGCACCAUUCCCAUAUCAGCCACCUCUCAAGCAGCUGUCCUUCAGACCACAGUGGAGCCCAGUCCACAAGCCAGUGUCGCUGCAGGACAGGCUGAGCUCCUCCGUCAGCAAGCGGAGCUGGAGAAGAGGGCUGCUGAGCUGGAGCGUAAAGAGCAGGAGCUUCGGGAUCGAAACACGGCAUUAGGUAAAGAAAACAACUGGCCACCUUUGCCUGAUUUUUUCCCAAUAAAACCAUGCUUCUAUCAGGAUUUUAAUGAAGAAAUCCCUGUGGAAUAUCAGAGGGUUUGCAAGAUGAUGUACUACCUCUGGAUGUAUCACAGUGUGACGCUGUUUCUGAACUUGCUGGCCUGUCUGGUGUAUUUCACUGUAUCUACUCAGAAUGGAGUGGACUUCGGACUCUCAAUCCUCUGGUUUAUUUUGUUCACUCCUGUGGCUUUCCUCUGCUGGUACCGACCCGUAUACAAAGCCUUUAAAUCUGACAGCUCCUUCAGUUUCUUCUUUUUCUUUUUCAUUUUCUCAUUCCAAGUAAUAGUGUACAUCAUUCAGAGUGUGGGGAUCCCCGGCUGGGGGAACAGUGGCUGGAUCACGGCCAUCUCUGUGCUCAAGACUAGCAUAGCCGUGUCAGUCUUCAUGAUGGUGGUGGCUGGAUUCUUCAGUGGCAAUGCUGUGCUGUCCAUUAUCUUACUGAAAAUGGUUCACUCCAUGUACAGACACACAGGUGCGACCUUCCAGAAGGCACAGGAAGAGUUUUCUCAGGGGGUCGUCACUAACCGAACCUUCCAGUCUGCUGCCACCACAGCUGCAUCUUCAGCCGCACAGAGAGCCUUUCAGUAACAGCCACAGAUACUGUUAAAGACUGACAUUAAGUUCUGCACAUGAACCUCCAUCAACCCAAACCUCGUAUGGAAGGACAGUCUGUAUUUGAGGCUUCUUAAAGCUUAUGUUUUUUUCCCCUGCUGCAAUGCAUUCAUUUGUUUACUGAAAGUUGCGUGGCUGUUGAUCGGUGAGGCACUUUAGAUGAUAACAUGGGUCCUGUGAGAGUACAAGUUGUAUUUGAUUUUAUGAAUAAGUUAUAUUAAGUUAAAGUGAUUCUGAGGCACUAUUUAAUUGGUUUAUGUAAUGUUACAACAUUGUUACAAUAUAGUCCAAAUUCGUCAAUCCAAAUGAUACUGUCUAGUUCGGUCCCUGCUAUAUGCAUUUAGAUACCGGUUGUGAAGUGUAUUAUUACAUGUUGAAUUAUUCUAGUUUGAUUUCGUCUUUAUACCCCAACUCAAUUAAUUGUAAGCUGAUGUCUCAGUAUUGGUUUUACAUCAUUUGAACAACCAUUCCCAAACAAAUGUAGAUCGUCUUUAGAGUGAACCAUAGUACUGUUGUGAAAAAAGUGCUGUUAUCUGUUUGUUGCAGUCUUGUUACAUUCUCAAACUGAAGUGAUUUUGCAGUGUUCUUAAUUACGAACAAAAUAUGUAUAUAUUUACAAAUUAAGCAGAUCUUAUUUUACUGUGGUUAACUUGGGUG
Molecule: messenger RNA, 1815 nt
Organism: Sinocyclocheilus grahami
Lineage: Eukaryota; Metazoa; Chordata; Actinopteri; Cypriniformes; Cyprinidae
Product: secretory carrier-associated membrane protein 2-like
Exons: 10
Coding region: 259-1134 (291 amino acids)
Biological process (GO): protein transport
Cellular component (GO): trans-Golgi network membrane; recycling endosome membrane
Source: RefSeq, a predicted model, not a curated record